CAAAAUUACAAAAAUGAAUAUAUUAAAAAAAAAUUUUAUAAAAACAAAUUUAUUUAAUAUUUUUCAUAAAAAAAACGUGUUUAUAAGAAACGGUGGAUUAAUUUUGGGCGGACUUUUAACUUUUCAUACGGUAAAAGAAGAUCCUUAUGUCACUUAUAUAGGGGCCGGAGUGAGAUUUUUAAGAUCGCUAAUAACGGGAAUGGAAAUAUCCUUUGAUUAUUAUAUAUCCAUGGUGGGGUUAAACGAGGAAUCUCCCAAUUACAAACCAAUGAUGAGUCGUAUUCAUUCGAGGGCUGCCAAAAGGAUUUUAGAUGCUUGUCUUGUAAACGGAGGAACUUACAUUAAAUUAGGACAAGGUUUAGUGUCUUUAAGCCACAUCUUACCUGAAGAAUACAUCAGUAUUUUAACUCAACUUCAAGACCGAUGUUUAGAGAGGGGAGCUGACGAAAUGAUUGAGUUAUUUGUUGAAGAUUUUGGGAAAGAACCACAAGAAUUGUUCAUGAAAGUAGAUAUGGUGCCUAUCGCAGCUGCUAGUUUGGCGCAGGUUUUUUAUGGUAUAACGGUAGAUGGGAAAGAAGUAGCUAUAAAAGUUCAAUAUAAUGAUUUACAAAAGAGAUUUGUUUCUGACAUAGCUACAAUAGACUUUUUAUUAAAGAUAAUUGGGUUUAUGCAUCCCACAUUUAAUUUUGGUUGGGUCCUUGAUGAUUUAAGAGAAAGUCUUAGGUAUGAAUUAGACUUUAUUAAUGAAGGUAAAAACGCAGAACGAUGUGCUAAAGACUUAGAGACAUUUAAUUACAUUUAUGUACCAAAAGUACAUUGGGAUUUAACAAGAAAAAGAGUUUUAGUUACUGAGUUUGUCCAUGGUUACAAAAUAAAUGAUAUUGAUUCCCUUAAAAGCCAAAACAUUUCAUUAAAAGACAUUGAUGCUAAACUUCUAGAAGCAUUUGGUCAUCAAAUUUUCCAAGUAGGGUUUGUCCAUGCAGAUCCCCACCCUGGAAAUGUGUUAAUUAGAAAAGUGAAUGGAAAGCCACAAAUCGUUUUAUUGGAUCACGGAUUGUAUGAAAAUUUAGAUGAAUCAACUCGAACGUCUUUAAGUUACAUGUGGAAGGCGAUCGUUUUCAGAAAUAUUGGGCAGAUGAAAAAAUACGCUUCAGAAUUACAAGUUGAGGAUCCAGAAACUCUUGCUGAAAUCCUCACGCAGAGACCGUUUAGGGGAUUUUCGAUGGGAAUGAAAAUGAGUUCUGCUGAAAUGGAUUAUAUGACGAAAAAGGCACAGCUGCGGUUUGAUAAGAUUAUGAAAGUUUUGAGAGAUAUGCCAAGACCUUUAUUAUUGGUUGUCAGAAAUUUAAAUACAAUAAGAAGUAUUGUUCAUGAUCAUGGAGAACUUGUAGACCGGUACGCGAUUUUGGCACGAUGUGCGACAAAAACAAGUUUUCGACGUACUGGAGUUUUGACGAAAUAUUUUAUUGUGCCUUUAAAGAUGUGGCUGGAAUUUAAAAUAUUCACUGGAAAACUUUGGGUCUCAUUUAUAAAGCGUUUAACAAAACUACUUUUCCGCUUAGGUUUAACACACGAUUUAAAAGCCUUUGUAGAUGAAAUACAAUAAAAUAACCACUGCUACCGCG
Molecule: messenger RNA, 1625 nt
Organism: Onthophagus taurus
Lineage: Eukaryota; Metazoa; Arthropoda; Insecta; Coleoptera; Scarabaeidae
Gene: Adck5
Product: aarF domain containing kinase 5
Source: RefSeq, a predicted model, not a curated record